Messenger RNA from Trichogramma pretiosum, 4633 nucleotides. Its product is annotated as discoidin domain-containing receptor 2-like. Lineage: Eukaryota; Metazoa; Arthropoda; Insecta; Hymenoptera; Trichogrammatidae. The coding region runs from base 1017 to 3077 and encodes 686 amino acids. The record is from RefSeq and is a predicted model, not a curated record. The transcript is spliced from 9 exons.
CGGAGCAUCGUACCCCGUGUGUAUGUGUGUGUUUCUCUCUGUCAGUCUCUGAUCUCUGCGCUGCUGCUGCGACUCCGCGCGCGCCAAUCUUUAGUCUCUCUUGUCUAAUCUACCGCCUAUACUGCCUCUCUGUUUUCGUUUUAUGCCCAUUGUACACGAUUCGCGUCGUUGUCGCUGCAGUGCAUCGUAUUGUUAUGAAGAAAUAAUAAUAAUAAUCAAUACACGAUCGCGACGAUCGAACGUUACAUGGAGAAAAUUUGAAUGAAAAAGGUUCGUUAGCUGCAGCGACCAAAAAUAAAAGAGAAUCGCAUCGAACGCAUAUCGUCCCUGCAUUAGUUUUUUUACAGCUGAUGUACGUUACAAAAUAGUGCGUCGAAUUUCUCCGCUAUUUCGAUCAUUAAAUACGAAAUAAGGAGUCGAAGGAGAGAAAUCAGUGUUUUUGUUUUUGUUCUCGUUCGGAGUAAAAAAGAUGUUCUGUAUAUGAAGUGCGCGAGUGUUGCAUGACACAGAGAGGAAGAAGCGCUUGCAAUCAGUGCGUGUGAUACACGAAAUAUUUUUGUCGAAUCUGUAUAAUAAUAAUAAUAAAGAAAAAAAUCAACAGUGCUCUGUUCCUUUUUUGUUGUUCGUUGUAUUGUUCGUGUUCGUGUAUCUCGGUCCUAGACGACUACUACUGCUGCUGCUGCAUCCAACAGUGCAGGAAAAGCCGUAAAUCGGAACGUGCAAAGUGUGUUGUUAUCUUUUCUCUGCUGCUGUUGCGGUGAAUUGAUGCACGCGAGCUGCUCGUAACCGCCGCCGCCGCCGCCGCUGCACACAACGCAUUCGACGUUAUAACUCAUCGUCGUUUUUCAUCGCUGAACUGCACUGAUCUAUCUUCUAUCUCUCUCUUCAAACGGCGCAUCGCAUCGCUAAACGCAUCGACGAGCUUCCAUCAAAAGCGGUUAUGAGAGUAAUCGUCAUCGGUGGAUGAUCUCCGCUACUACUGUACAAAUAGAAGCAGCGUCGCAGCCGCAGCAGCUAUGGACUACCUGCCGAGGAGGCCGCAACUUUUUCUCGUCCUCUGCAUCGUCGUCUUCGCGUCGCAGCUGAGACGCUCCGAUGCCGUCGAUCUCUCGCAAUGUUCCGCUCCAUUGGGAAUGGAGUCGGGAGCUAUUCCUGACACGGACAUCAAUGCCACUUCGAGCUUUGAUAGCGGCAACGUUGGCCCACACCAUGGAAGGUUGAAUCAGGACUUGUUCGGUGGCGCUUGGUGUCCCAAGCCGCAGAUCACCACGGAGUCGACCGAGUGGAUCGAGAUCGAUCUGCGCCGGGUGCACGUCAUCACGGGCAGCGGCACCCAGGGCAGAUUCGGCAACGGCCAGGGUGCCGAGUUCGCCGAGGCCUACCUGCUGGAGUAUUGGAGGCCGGCCCUGGGCAAGUGGGUGCGCUACAGAGACGUCCGAGGAGAGGAGGUGAUCACGGGCAAUCAAAACACCUACCUGGAGGCGCGCUACAGCCUCGAUCCGCCCGUCUGGGCCAGCAAGGUGCGCUUCCUGCCCUACAGCUACCACAGGCGCACCGUCUGCAUGAGGGUGGAGCUGUACGGCUGUCCCUACAACGACGGCGUCGUCUCGUACUCGAUGCCGCAGGGCGACAAGCGCAACAACUGGGAGUUCUUCGACGCGACCUACGACGGUCACUGGGACAGCGAGCUGCGCCGGGGCCUGGGCCAGCUCACCGACGGCCGCACCGGACCCGACAACUUCAAGACGAGCUUCUUCGACUCGAGCAAGGAGCAGGGCUGGGUCGGCUGGCGCAACGACACGAGGAACGGACAGCCGCUCGAGGUUAAGUUCGAGUUCGAUCAGGUGCGCGAGUUCUCGGCCGUGCACAUCUACUGCAACAAUCAGUUCACCAAGGACGUGCAGGUAUUCUCCGAGCUGAACGCCCUGUUCAGCAUCGGCGGCAAGUACUACACCGGCGAUCCGAUCGUCUACGACACACCCGAGGAUCGUGUCUUCGAAUUCUCGCGCAACAUCACGAUCAAGCUGCACCACCGCAUCGGCAAGUACGUGAAGCUGCGAUUCGGAUUCGCCGCCCGAUGGAUCAUGAUCAGCGAGAUAACCUUCGACUCUGACGUGGCGCACGGAAACUUCACUCCGGAGUCGCCACCGACGACCGAAGCCCCGCGCCUGGCACGCGAACGGGGAGACGUCGCAGCCGGGGGAGGAGGCAUCGGCGGCGGCGGCAUCCACGGCGUUGCCGCUGGUGGAAACGUCAACGGAGCCGUCCAUCGUGAGCUGCCCCGACACCACCAGAUCGAGGUGCCGGUCUCCACCGCCAAGCAGGACGACCCGACCUACAUGGCCGUCAUCAUCGGCGUGCUCACCGCCGUCAUACUCCUGCUGGCCGUGGCCAUAUUCUUCAUCGUGUCGCAUCAUCGCCAGCGCAAGAACUUCCCCAGUCCGCUGGGCACCAAGUCGGCCAUACCUCAGGGCGUAGGCCUGGGCCACGCCAACGACUCGACCUACGGCACGGCCGAGAAGGACCCGUCGCUCAUGGGCUACAGGGUCGAGGAUCUCGAGGACAGGUACGCCGGUGCCAAGCUGACCACGCUGCCGCGCGAGCUCAACGAUCGGCUGCUCGGCGACGUGAGACUGGACGAUUAUCAGGAGCCGUUCCACGAGUCCGGCAGCGCCAAGUACAGGGAGCCGCAUCACGCCGCCUAUUACGGAUACAGCACCGUCGUUAUCGACAACAAGGAUCUACAUGACAGCGUCGAACAGUCUGAUGCCACGUACGAUUACGCGGUCCCCAUGCCCGUCAACAGCAGCGCCCCGGGUAGCGACCAGGACAGCAUAUUUUCCAAGUCAUCGCGAGGCAGCGCCAAGGCAUGCUUGCAGAGCUUUUUCCCACCGCCUCCGCCGCCGAUGAGCGCGCCCCCGUCGCGACUGGGCAGCGGCAGCAACAAUCUCACCUACUCGGGCCCGCCCAGCCCGGAUCUGAUGAUGUGCGAGCGCAACGGACGAGUCGUCGGUAACGGCGCCGUCGCCGGGGCCAAGAGACAGGCUCGCGAUCACUCUCUGCACAGGUACGCAUGAGACGAGUCGCCGGCGCUGCUGGCCCAACAGCAGCAGCAGCAACAGCAGCAGCGUAGGACCACGUGCAACGGCAGAUGGGCCAAGAUCACCACGACGAGCUCGUCGGCCUCGACGCUGCUCUACACUCGCGCCUACAGGGCCAACUACGGCGACAUGCUGUAAAUCGUUGCGGAUCGCGACCAAAGAGCGAAAGACGCUGGCUCGAAUUGAGCCGUUUCGUUGUAGGAUGGGGAAGCUUUCGCUUGCGUACCAAGUAUAUGUGUGGGUGUGUGUGUUUGUGUGUAAGUAUGUCCGAUGAUGGCUGUUUCUGUGCGAGUUCUGCUGUACAUAAUUUCCGGAUGAAUGCGUGCGAGUGCGCGAGAAUCGAGUCGACUCUCGAGCUCCUGUAAAUAUUAUACAUAUAGAAAAUACAUACGAGUAUACAUAUAGCUGGUUAGAUGUGAAUUUAGCUAGGUGAGAGAUGAUCGAGCUAACGACCAUGACUUUUUUCCGCAGUCUGUCAUUUCCUCACUUACGCGCACUUCAAGUUUACAAUACAACGACUACUCUAGUUCUUAAUUCGGCACGAUCGGAGCAAAUCGCGAAUAAACCCGCGAUCCGUCUCCGAUCGAAGCUCCACAUUCCUUUAUGCUCGCCUAAUGUAUUAAAAAGUAUAUAAUUAUAUGCGCGCAUCGAUCGAGCGACCAGGUCGCCGUGAGCUGCGCGCUCUAUUGCCUAGUGCGUAUACGUGUGUAAGUGUACAUAAUAUUAUAUUAUACCUGUAGGUAUUUAUUUUAACAUAUUGGCAUAUCACUUCGAGGGAUUGAUGAUGAUGAUUCAGCAAGUAGUCAAAGUGUCGUCCCAUUCGUUUUGCCGCGCACACUCGAUAGCUGAAGCAAUACGUCUGUAAGGUUCGUUCUCUAUUGCUUUUCUGGUAAGUCGCGCGGGGGGACCGAUCGAUGAAUGAUACCUUACGAAACUGUAUCUUGUACAUAUGUUAUUUUAGAAUGAAAUGAUCGUAUGAGUUAUAUCUUGUCUUCUUUUACUUUUAUUGCAAACAAUGCCGUAUGCAAAUUUCGAGAGAGCACUUUAUAAUUUUACUACCAUCGUUUUGCAAACAAAGACUGACUCGUCGGGCGGAGUGGAAAACAAUUUUGUGUAUUUUCUUUGAUUCCACUCGAGCAUUGAAGUGACUUUAGUUUUUUUUCGGAUACUUUGUAGGCUAUUUCGUGAAAUACACACAUAUAUAAUAGUCACAUAAUAAAUUCUUGGAUUAAGGAAUGUAUAUAGACUAGGAUAAUUUAUUUUUAGUUGAAAUUUUUUUAUGUAAAGAGUGUAAGUUUCAUAUGCGAUGAAUGAUUGCCGUGUGUCAGCAGAUGUAAUUGUUUCGCGUUCAUUAAAUGUUUCAUACUUAUUUUAUAGCCUUCUGUUCAUUAUUAUAUGCAUUGAAGAAUAAAACUCUUUUAAUCGAAGCUGCGUCGCCUUCAUGCAACGAGUUAGUGAAUGCUGUGGAUAAAAUGGAAAAUUCUUAUUAACAAAGAAAAUAAAAAUGUAUAUGUAUAAAAUUAUCAUAGGGA